Aspergillus nidulans FGSC A4 is the source of this 1995-nucleotide messenger RNA. Its product is annotated as protein chkB. Lineage: Eukaryota; Fungi; Ascomycota; Eurotiomycetes; Eurotiales; Aspergillaceae. The transcript has 6 exons. Gene Ontology annotation, molecular function: protein kinase activity; transferase activity; kinase activity. The record is from RefSeq and is a predicted model, not a curated record. Bases 103 to 1995 code for a protein of 630 amino acids.
CACCAUUGGCAGCUCCUCCCGACCUUUUUGGCCUAUAAACUUCACCUCAAGCCCGUUCCGCACUUCUGCUCGCAGUAGAAUGUGAGUUGUAGAGACAAUACGAUGGUACCACGAAAUGAGCAAAGUUCCCUUAAGCGCAGCAGGGUUACUGCAGACCACGAAUCGCAAGAUCAAAAGAAGCCCAGACGGUCUGAGAGGAUCAGUUCACAGCAACAAUCGCAGACACCUGUCAUACAGUCAUACCUACCCACUCCGCUAACGCAUCAUGACUCUACGGCUACGGACUUACGAAACGAAAUGACAGCUACUCCGCCAAGUCAAGCUCUUCCGCGGUCACCUUCUGACCUAGGGUCUCCUCCUGGCGAUACACAAGCGCUCUCGCAAUUCGUCUACCCUCCCAGAGCGUUUGCCGAUGACGUCGAAGAUGAAGCCGCAGAAGGGGUUUGGGGUUACCUCAUACCUCUUGACGAUAAAGUCCGGGACGCUCUUGUGCUCCGGAAACGUGAUGGCUGCGACGCGAAGCCUACCAAGGAGCGAUCAUCCAAGGAGCGGAAAUCUAGGGAGUCUUCCACGAAACACGCUGCCAACCGACGUCCUGGGGGCUACUUGAUUGGACGACAUCCAGAAUGUGACUUGUCGCUCAAUAUUCCAACUGUAUCUAACCGCCAUUUUCUGGUGUUCCCUGAAAACCGUAGGGGCGAUACAGUAGCUAUCCUCGAGGAUUUGUCCAGUAACGGCACGUUUAUCAAUGAUGCAAUUGUUGGCCGAAACAAACAUCGCGAACUGGAAGAUGGUGACGAGGUGACCGUAUUGGACGAGGUGCGGUUCGUUUUUAGAGCACCCCGGACAAAGAAUAUUAGCGGAUUUCGGCAGCAGUAUCGAGUCUUGCAACAACUUGGAAAGGGACACUUUGCAACGGUCUACCUUUGCGUAGAACGCACUACUGGGGCAAAGUUUGCGGUAAAAGUAUUUGAGAAACGAGCUGACUCCAAGUCUCAAAACGACGCGUUGAUGCAAGAAAUCGGCCUCCUGAUGAGCGUUAGCCAUCCAAAUUUGCUCUGCCUCAAGGACACAUUUGAUGAAAGUGAUGGGGUAUAUCUCGUGCUAGAACUUGCUCCGGAAGGGGAGCUUUUCAAUAUGAUCAUACGCAAACAGAAGUUUACGGAAAAAGAGACUCGCCACAUCUUCCGUCAACUCUUCGAAGGCCUGAAAUAUCUGCAUGACCGUGGAAUUGUCCACCGAGAUAUCAAACCGGAGAACAUAUUAGUUGCCGACAACAAAUUGACCGUAAAAUUGGGAGAUUUCGGGCUGGCCAAGAUAAUUGGUGAGGACUCAUUCACGACUACGCUAUGUGGCACACCAAGUUAUGUUGCUCCCGAGAUACUCCAAGAAUCUCGCCGUCGAAAAUACACCAAAGCUGUCGAUAUCUGGUCACUUGGUGUCGUCCUCUACAUAUGCCUCUGUGGCUUUCCCCCUUUCUCUGAUGAACUCUAUACGCCAGAGAAUCCUUACACACUGGCCCAACAAAUCAAGCUAGGGCGCUUUGACUACCCAUCACCGUACUGGGAUUCUGUGGGAGAUCCCGCCUUGGAUCUUAUAGACAGGAUGCUUACAGUCGACGUCGAUAAAAGAAUCACUGUCGAUGAAUGUCUUCAACAUCCAUGGCUCACAGGCGAGCUCCCAAGCGUGACCGAUAGCACAGACGGUCUCACGGGUGCGUUGGGAAACUUGGACUUCUCCAAAAGGAAAAUUGCCCGGGAGAGAACUCUCCUCAGCGGUAUCAAUGAUGUACGUUCCAGCCAGCAAAAGACGGGAGACGGAGCCUCCGUUAAAGUUUACCAUAAGAACAUUGCUGGUCAACGUAUGCAUAACCAGAGGGCUACUCGCCAGCAUGAGUUCCCGAACAAGAAUAGUGGACCCAAAGAUUUUGUUAAUCUUGGGGAGUGCGGAGAUCCGGUAUUAUUUGAAGAGGAACCGACAAGCCGCCACAAUUGA